GUUCUCUCAAUCAGUACCAGUAUAUGUUGCGUCGGGUAAUACACCAGACUAUACCGCAAUUGUCUUAGUUCGCCCGGUUGUUAGGGAGGAAAUAACGCCGCUGAAAAUAUUAUCGAACAGUGCCACCUAGCCAUCACCGCCAUUUUCCAACCCCUCGACUCAAAUUCCUCCCCCGAGUGACCGAAAUAAGCAAAAUCCGCCCCUUUUAAUUUCGCUGCGACAACGAACCGGGAUCAACAAUACCAACGGAACGACGUUUUGUUUCUGUUAUUGUUUUUUUUUCAAUUUGACCAUCUCACCGAUUGUAAAUGCUGUGCUUCGUUUUUGAACCGUACGGUUGUGACGGUCAAUUAACUACAAUAUUAUGAUAGACAAGAAGUGUCAGAUACACGUGCUGAAAUAUGUCAAGCGGCUACGGCUGCUGAUUUUAUUCUGAGGGGUGUGUCGCGGGUUCGUGACGUAAACAGUACAGACGAUGUGCUAAUCGUUACAUCGUACUUCACUCGCUAAUGCCAUGUGUUUGUCCGGAUGAAUUUUCAAUAUCGUAAUUGAUGAUUUUUAGAUAAUUCGUUAGAUUGAUCAAUCUUUUUUUUCGCGAAUUAAUAUAAUUCUCGUUCAGAGCAUACGCACAUUUUUCAAUGAAAUUAUGUCGAAUACGUAAAACGAACGAAUUAAUCAAACGCUAAUUGAAUCGGAUAUCUAAUAAUAACAAAUACGCUGGUUCCCGGAAUAAAUUUGUCGCUAUAAAAUAUGUUCGAAUAGUUAAUUUUUCAAUCAACCUGAUAGUGGCAAUAAAUAAAUAAGUGAUGCCUGGGGAUUUCGACUCAUUUCAUUAGCAGACUCGGCAACGUGAUACGUAUAGUUUAAUAAUAAACCCUCGAUUUUAAAUUAUCGCGGUUUGAACGCCUUGAACAAUCGUAGAGCAAUUAUUAUUUUUCUACACGCCACAUAUUAUUCUCCGUUGAAUCGAACCGCACGCGUUAUUAGCCGUACGAUAAUUCCAACGUUUUCGCAUCGGACAUCCCGCAGAGAGUACUUUUCUCACGGUUUCUAGCUCCGAAAGAAGAUGAACUGUAACCGGCGUACGUGCAACCCUGUCUUCAUUUUCUCCUCGCGAUACGUACGGGUGUCUUAAAUUAUUGAUAUAAAAAUAUAUACGUGUAAAUACUUAGAUUGGGCAAGUAACGCCGCUUCCGAGCCUCGGGCUUAAUAACGGGUAAAUUGAAAGUGAACGAUAAUAAAGAGGAGAAAAAUGGAGGAGCUCGCGAGUAGAAUUUCGCAUUCUAUCGGUGGAUUGAGAUCUUGUUUCUAUCUUCGCACGCACAAUCAUGGGGUGAAUGUUGGAUCUCACCCAGAGUCGGAUGACCAUGAGGAGAGAGUGGUUUUUGUUAACUCGGGGCCAAGCCAACCAGCAAAAUAUACCACCAAUCAUAUUACCACCGCAAAGUAUUCCGUAUUUUCGUUCAUACCUUCUUUUUUAUUCGAGCAGUUUCGGAGAUACAGUAACUGCUUUUUCCUCUUCAUCGCUCUCAUGCAGCAAAUACCUGAUGUUUCGCCCACGGGACGCUACACCACAUUAGUGCCACUCAUAUUCAUUCUCAGCGUAUCCGCCCUUAAAGAAAUUGUAGAAGACAUUAAAAGGCAUAGAGCCGAUGAUGAAAUAAAUGAACGAGAGGUAGAAGUCCUUCGGAGUGGUCGAUGGCAAUGGGUUCAGUGGCAUGCUGUCACGGUUGGUGAUCUAGUUAAGGUCCAUAAUAAUAAAUUCUUUCCCGCCGAUUUGAUACUGUUAUCCUCGUCAGAGCCACAGGGUAUGUCAUUCAUCGAAACUGCAAACUUAGACGGUGAAACGAAUUUAAAAAUUAGACAAGCCUUACCUAAUACCGCAACGCUAUUGGACACCACCGAAUUGUCUGCUUUCAAAGCGAACAUACAAUGUGAACCGCCUAAUCGUCACUUGUAUGAAUUUGUCGGUGUCCUUAGAGAGAACAAUAAGCAAAGUGUGCCACUUGGUCCCGAUCAAUUACUUCUACGCGGAGCGAUGCUAAGAAACACUCGUUGGGCAUUCGGAGUUGUGAUAUACACAGGUCAUGACACAAAAUUAAUGCGAAACAGCACCAGUGCUGCACCUCUGAAACGAUCGACUCUAGAUCGCGUAACGAACAUACAAAUUCUGAUGCUGUUUUUCGCGCUUCUGAUAUUAUGUUUAAUUUCGGCCGUAUUCAACAUUUUUUGGACAAACUCGCAUCAAUCCGAGCUGUGGUAUUUAGGAUUACAUGAGGCAAUGUCCAAGAACUUUGGCUACAACUUACUAACGUUUAUAAUUUUAUUCAACAACUUAAUUCCGAUAUCUCUCCAAGUUACGCUAGAAGUAGUUAGAUACGUUCAGGCAACUUUUAUCAAUAUGGACGUAGAAAUGUAUCAUGCGGAAACGGAUACUCCUGCAAUGGCACGUACCAGUAAUCUUAAUGAAGAACUUGGAAUGAUUCGUUACGUAUUCACAGACAAAACUGGAACGCUCACCCGAAAUGUUAUGGAGUUUAAGAGUUGUUCGGUUGCUGGAAAGUUGUACGACUUGCCCAGCCCAUCGCCGGAAAUUGCUAUGAAUGGUACGGACCCAGUAAUAAGUUGUUCGUUGGUGAAAGAUUUGAUGGACGGUAAAUUGAAAGCGGACAAUAAGUCGAAUGAAGACUUAUUGAAACAAGCCACAGCUGGAAUUAUUCACGAGUUUAUGGUCAUGCUGUCUGUUUGUCACACCGUUAUACCCGAAAAACAAGACGAGCUCAUCGUUUAUCACGCCGCCUCACCUGAUGAAAGAGCUCUGGUCGAUGGUGCGAGAAAAUUCGGUUAUAUAUUCAACACGCGAACGCCGACGUCUGUGGAGAUCAUAGCUCUGGGUGAACGUCAGUGUUAUGAGAUCUUGAACGUGAUAGAGUUCACCUCAGCCCGUAAAAGAAUGUCGGUAAUCGUACGCACACCGGAGGGACAGAUCAAGUUAUUCUGUAAAGGGGCAGACUCGGUGAUCUACGAAAGGCUUGCUACCAGAACAACGAACAAUCGGGAAGAUGGUGCAGAUUUUCGUGAAAUCACGUUGAACCACUUGGAAACAUUUGCAACAGAAGGGUUGAGGACACUGUGUUUCGCUGUUGCAGACAUACCUGAAUCUCUUUACCAAAGGUGGCGAGAGACUUACCACAAAGCGGCAACCACUAUAGAAGAUCGUGAGAACAAAUUAGAAUACGCUGCUAAUCUUAUUGAAAAUAAUUUGACCCUUCUAGGGGCUACUGCCAUCGAGGAUCAACUGCAAGAUCAGGUACCUGAAACCAUAGAGUCUUUGAUCCAGGCGGAUAUUAACGUUUGGGUUUUGACGGGGGACAAACAAGAAACAGCAAUUAAUAUUGGUUACUCGUGCAGACUGAUUUCACACCCGAUGCCUCUCAUAAUUGUCAAUGAAAAUUCAUUGGAUAAAACAAGAGAGGCAAUUAGGCAACAUUGUCUUGAUUUUGGACAAGACCUCAAAUGCCAAAAUGAAGUAGCCUUGAUAAUCGAUGGUAAUACUUUAAAGUAUGCUUUAUCCUGUGAUAUACGAAGCGAUUUUCUGGACCUCUGCACCUCGUGCAAGGUCGUCAUCUGCUGCAGAGUAUCGCCUAUGCAAAAGGCAGAGGUCGUAGAUUUAGUGACCACAUGUACAAAGGCUGUCACUCUCGCGAUCGGCGACGGUGCGAAUGACGUGGCCAUGAUUCAGAAGGCUCACGUUGGGGUUGGAAUAUCGGGAGUAGAAGGACUCCAAGCAGCUUGUGCAUCCGAUUACUCGAUAGCACAGUUCAAAUUUCUGAAACGGUUGCUGUUCGUACACGGAGCUUGGAACUAUAGUAGAAUGUGCAAAUUAAUUUUAUAUUCAUUUUACAAAAAUAUUUGUCUCUACGUUAUCGAAUUAUGGUUUGCCAUAUACUCCGGUUGGUCUGGACAAAUCUUAUUCGAAAGAUGGUCCAUUGGUCUCUACAACGUUGUAUUCACGGCUGCACCUCCGCUGGCGAUGGGACUUUUUGACAAGGUCUGCACAGCCGAGACUCAUUUAGCAUAUCCGAGGCUUUAUCAUGCCCAUAAUGCGAGUGAUUCAAUGUUCAACUUCAGGGUGUUUUGGAUGUGGAUAAUAAACGCGUUAUUCCACUCGGCACUACUCUACUGGUUACCUUUGUUAGCUCUUCAGCAAGAUGUUAUAUGGAACAAUGGACGAGACGGAGGCUACCUUGUCCUAGGAAAUUUCGUGUAUACAUAUGUCGUAGUGACGGUCUGCGCAAAGGCCGGAUUAGUUACAAAUUCAUGGACCUGGGUUACUCACUUGGCCACAUGGGGAUCUAUUCUACUCUGGUUCUUAUUCAUUCUUAUAUACAGCAACUUUUGGCCAACGAUGAACGUUGGCGCGGUGAUGGCAGGUAACGAUAGAAUGCUCUUCACUUCACCGGUGUUCUGGCUAGGCCUUUUUCUUAUACCAGCAGCGGUUCUACUGCUUGACUUCACUGCUAAAGCAGUUGGAAAUACAGUCUGGAAAUCACUAACAGAAGCAACGAGAGAGCAGGAAAUUAAAAAAUCCGACCCCAGUGACGUCUUCGAUAAACAGGAUUACAGAAGCUCAUGGCUUCGCAUUUUCCCAAGAGGAAGGAGGCACCGUGACGCAGACGGAUGUAAUCAGAGCAUACGACACAAAUCUGCCAAAACCUGGAGGGAUGUAACUUAUAUUUUUUUUUAUCUUCGUUGGGACGAUCCGAUGAUAUUUUCGUUCGAGUUACGUCGGGGUGUCAGAAAUACCGUUUCAAAGAUAUUGGGGAGAUAUUGGGAACAUUGGGAUCGUAUAGGAUUAGAAUUUAGAGUUCACUGUCGAUGCCUCGUUAGAAAUUCAUUGAGCGCUGUCACUGAGAAGUUGGAAGACCGUUGUAAAGCUGUAAAAGCACCCCAAAAAUUGAAAGAUAAGUUGCAUACUUGUCGUCGGAAAUAAAUUGGAGUGUUUAACAAUAUCAGUUCCAUUUUUAUAUCGCAAUCGUUAAUUUAUAGCAAUAGAUUUUAAUUUUGAAUCUGGCGGCGACUACCUUAUUUUCAAUUUAGGCCAUACACCCAUCUGAAUAGGCUCUGUGAGUAUACUGCGAUAAUAAUUAUAAUUUUUAAUAAUCAUACAAUAUAGUUAACUGAUUCGAAUGCAAUGUUAUAUUUCCGAUUAAGACUCGAAUACGCUUUUGGACACAAGUUCGUCUACUUGUAUUGUUUACGAUUCAAUGUACCACGUACAAAAGGUGGAUGAAAGUGAUGUUACAUCACAACGGUACAGGCAAUAUCCUUGUAAAUUACUGUCUCAUAUGAGCACCAUUCGAUCAUUGUUCCAUCAUGUUCCUUGCGGUGGGCUGCUAAUUGCGAUUUAUCAAUAACCAGAGAUUCGCUGUAAUCAUUCCUAAGAGUACAAUUAUACUCGUACACGAAGUGACUCUCAAUAAAUAAUUCAUACGAUAGAUCAAUAAUUAGCUUGAAUUUCUUUAUGUGUUUUCUGCUUCUACUUGUAAGUAACCGUCGCCUCAUCGCUUGCGUACCGAAUUCAUCGUUGUUCGUCCACCUCGUAUACGUAUGUAAACGAUGUGUGUUUAUAAAUAUUCAUAUAAAUGUAUAUAUUUAUAUAUUUAUUGUAUAAUGUAUUUAAAAGUUACUGACAGAUAUUGUAACUCUUUACUUCGGUGAAAUAUUAUCCUCCUUCAACUGUAUACACUGCAUAUAACAAUUAUAUUGAUGAAUUUCAAUAUUCACACGAAAUCUAAUCGACUAUAAAAAAAUGAUGUAAGGAAAUGAAAGUUAAAUUGCGUUAUGUGCGUCGCGUAAUUGAAAUAAACGACCGCUGUUCAAUCUUUAAUUCUAUAGAUAUGUAACAUGUAUCUAUGGUAUAUACAAUUAUUAUCAUUAUUAUUGUUAUUAUUAUUGUACAUGCAUACAUAUUUAAUGUAUUUUCGGAAUCUAGUCAAACGGAACGAUAGCCAAUUUAUUGGAUUGAAUUGUAUUUUGCGACAAACGACUUUAUCAACAUAUUAAUAUAACAUAGAUAUUGUAUACCUACACCUUCGGAAUAAACUAUUAUUAUAAAUAAUAAA
This is a messenger RNA of Athalia rosae (coleseed sawfly), 6125 nucleotides long. RefSeq names its product probable phospholipid-transporting ATPase IA (gene ATP8A). The transcript has 20 exons. Gene Ontology annotation, molecular function: ATP hydrolysis activity; magnesium ion binding; ATPase-coupled intramembrane lipid carrier activity. The record is from RefSeq and is a predicted model, not a curated record. The coding region runs from base 1253 to 4993 and encodes 1246 amino acids. NCBI's taxonomy places the organism in Eukaryota, Metazoa, Arthropoda, Insecta, Hymenoptera, Athaliidae. Gene Ontology annotation, cellular component: plasma membrane. Gene Ontology annotation, biological process: phospholipid translocation.